AUGCUUAUUAAACAAUAUAACAAUAUUGCCAUAUGAGCUAUGAGUAUAAAUGCAAGCAUUGGAGGGUUUUUAUUCGGCUACAACGUAGGUGUUUUCAAUACUUGUCAAGAAAAUGUGUCUUCUACUCUAGGCUGAGGCGACAACAAAGACCUUUUCAUAGCUUUAUUCUCAGCAUUAAUCCCAGUCGGUGCUCUUCUGAGUGCAGUAUAUGCUGGAGUCACUGCAAACAAAUACGGACGUCGAAAAGCAUUGAUGUUCGCUGAUAUCCUUGGAGCUAUAGCAGCACUAAUAACAAUAAUCCCAUACACCGCAACAUUUGCAAUAGGGAGAUUCCUAUCCGGAAUUGCUGUUGGAUUUUUUUCAACAGUCCCACCAGUUUAUUUAAGUGAAAUUUCCCCGCCUCGAAUGAGCGGAAAAAUUGGAGCCCUUACUGAAUUUCAGCUAUCAAUUGGCUUAGUAGUAUCGUAUGCUUUCGGUUUUCUAUUGCCUGAAGACAACUAUUCUAAGCACCCUAUGAAUUAUUUUUGAAUGUUUAUGUUCGGAUUUCAAAUUAUUAUGUGCUCAAUCCAGUUUUUUAUGUUUUUAUUUGUAUUUAAACUUGAUACACCUUAUUGAUUAAAGUCUCAAAAUAGAGAAUCCGAUGCUGAGCUGCUUAGGAUAAACCUAUACUCAGAUCCAAACCCAUCAUGGCUAAUGAAAAAUGACGAAAUAAAUGAAGAAAAAGGACAAUCUUUAAGGCAGAUGCUAAAAACAGGGAAAUACUGGCAUGCAUUAAGGCUAGGAGUUAUGGUAAAUUUCACCCAAGAAAUGACAGGAGUCGAUAUGGUAGCCUUUUAUUCCACAAGUAUUUUUGAAGAUUUAUUUCACUCCACAAUGCUUGCAAGGAUUUUUACCUUAUUAACAGGAGUUUGUGAAUUUCUUUCUGUCAUUGUAGUGCAGAAACUCGUAGACAGGUCAGGAAGAAAAAAGUUAUACGAAAUAGGAUGCUUAGGCAUGGGAUUUUCUUUGCUUUUGGCAGGAAUUUUCUGCGAUCUUAGCUCAGCUUGGGUGGUAGGAGUCGUUACAAUGGUGAUGGUCUAUAAAUUAUUUUUUACCCUAGUUGGUACAAUCUGUUUUUUAUACAGCGGAGAAAUUUUGAACGAUAAAUUGUGUGGGGUCUCCAUCUGUGUAAACUGGCUUUGCUUUACUUUAGUCACCUUUUUUGCCCCUUUUAUGAUAAAAUAUAUCACUUUAGCUGGCAGUUUUUGGUUUUUUGCAGGAGUUAGCUUGCUGAGUUUUAUUUAUUUUAAAAUUGAUAUGGUCGAGACCAAAGGACUUUCAAAAGAACAGAUAAAAGGAUUGCUUAUGGGCGAUAAAGCGCCUAGUUAG
Messenger RNA from Blepharisma stoltei, 1368 nucleotides. NCBI's taxonomy places the organism in Eukaryota, Ciliophora, Heterotrichea, Heterotrichida, Blepharismidae. The record is from the annotation of a GenBank genome assembly.